Daucus carota subsp. sativus is the source of this 6129-nucleotide messenger RNA. RefSeq names its product pleiotropic drug resistance protein 3-like. Gene Ontology annotation, molecular function: ATP binding; ATP hydrolysis activity. The transcript has 19 exons. NCBI's taxonomy places the organism in Eukaryota, Viridiplantae, Streptophyta, Magnoliopsida, Apiales, Apiaceae. The coding region runs from base 2026 to 2421 and encodes 131 amino acids. The record is from RefSeq and is a predicted model, not a curated record.
GUGAAUGUGGUGAAAGCAUUGUAUCGGGAAGCUUAGUAAAACUGACCUCGGAUGGAACUUGCUGCAAGAUCUCUGUAAGUUUGUCUUUAUUUAGUGUAUUGUUGCGGUGUUUAUAACGUGGUUGAUUAGCAACUGUGAGGAUGGUGGUUGAAAUUUGUUCACUCGAAACUUUAAGGUAAACCAUACAAUGAGAAUUCGUAGCUUCCUUCUCUCUCAACUGAUCUGAAAAUAAUUAUUGACAAUGCCAUUUUUGACCACUUCAGUAGGUUUCUUUUCAUUGAACUAGCAAAUUUCUGAUCCUGCUAUUGUACUUCCCCAGAUCCUGGUUUAUUUUGUAUUUACGCUUUGUUUGUCUUAAAUGAUUCGUGUUUCCAACUGAGUUCAUUCUGGUCUUAAGCCUGAUCGUCGUAUGCACAAUGAAAUAGCAUGGGCGACUGUGAUUUCAUGUUAGAGGAAUCCCAAUCCUCAUACGCCUAUUAAGUAGAAAACCAUCAAAAGGGAAACCACAACACACCUUAGUUCCUGCGACCUUUUUUAAGAAAAACAUUAGUGGUGACGUUUCAGUUUGACGCCAGACUCAGUGUCAAAUGAUACUAAGAACACUCUAAUUUCAGUCUGCAACGACGAUGAUCAAAAUCUCAGGUACUGACAUUAUGCAUAGGGAUAACCUAAUAGCCUGUUAUAUAGUAUAAAUUAGGCAGGAAUUCUCAGGUCUUUGGCAGCUAGGCUAGGCUUAAGGCUCUUAGUAAGAGUACCCUUUCACCCUUUUUUUUUUCCCCCCCCCCAGGUUCUGGAGAGGUUUGCCAGUUCGACUUACUUUUGGAUCAAUCAAAUUAGGCACCUAAGGUUACAGAGCUGACCUCUAAGGUUCGGCCUUCUCUUUCAAAGAACUUUGCCGGCAUCACUGAGCAAUUUCCUAUCAAAUUGUCAGCCUGCAUUGUCCUCUCCAAAAGUGAUGGCGGAUUUGGACAUUUGAUUAAUAAAUUUUUUCUUUCAUUUCCUUGCUUUUUCUAAUAUGUGUUUCAAACCUGUUAGAGCAAGUACAACAAUAUUUCAGUUAAUGCCUUAUGAAUAUAAUAAAAAGUAGUUUCCUAGUGAUUUAGGACAUCAUUUUGAUGUAUGAACUCCAACAACAUGCCCUAUAAUUGUGUCUUAUUAUUAUAUUAAUAAUUUAUUUGAAUUAGUAUUGGAGGGAAGUGAAAAAUUAAGAGAGGGAUACAUCAAUUUAGGACGUUGUUGGACUUGCUCUUGACACAAUAAAAUUAAAAGCAUUUUGAAUGUGAUAAGAAUUACAUAAAAUUUGCUGAACGUGUGAGACAUCAUGUUGACUACAUUAAUCGACUAUUUAUUAGAAAUAGUAUGUCCCAUUUUCUUUUGACCUACCUAUAUAACCUUUAUACAGUAGCUCAAAAUUGUCCUGGGAAGGUCCUUUUUCGAACCACGGAAACCUAUAUUGUUGUACAAUUUCGAUGAAGUUCCUCUCUCAAGGUAACAAUUCUCCAUAAUAAUGUAUAUAGGUUCAUUUUUACAAAAUGAAUCCAUUUGCUAUUUCACAUGUUCAUGGAAUUCUCCAGAAAAUUUGAUACCGCGGGACUUGUCGUUUUCGUGGGCAGGGGCGCAUGCAACUUGUUUGAGGACCUACUGCAAGAUGUUCUUGCUAAGACAUAGAAAUCCAGAUCUGAGCCUUUUCAAAUACUCUAGUUUCAGGAACCACAGGAAUUUGUAGUUUCCCAACUUUGUUAUUUUAGGUGAAAUUAUAUUGUUUUUAUAAAAGAUGAAGUUGUCUACUUGUAAACAAGUCCUACAUACAGAUUGAAAGCUGCCAGCGUGGUAUGCUCAACAUAUGGAUCACAGACAUGAAAGGACGCACUUAUGCACAUUUAUAGAAAGUAAAGAAUAUUUGAGGGAUUGUUACCUGCAAAAUAUACAGUUCAGUAUUACUGCAUAUGCUAACUACUCACUCUUCAUCUUAGCUCUUUAAUAUUUGUAGUUCCUUGACAUUUAUAAAUUCACAAGCAUGACUAAAUGGUUAGUUGGGUACAAGUUCUAAGUAUUUCUUGCAGAGUUGGUCUGAAAUUUCCUACUGUUGAAGUGAGGUACAAUAAUCUGCAUGUGGAAGCAGAGUGCGAAGUAGUUAGUGGCAAGCCCCUGCCGACUCUCUGGAACUCCCUGCAAAGAAUGAUCUUUGAUAUUGCCAAGAUUGGUGGAUUGAAGUCUAGAAAGGCCAAAAUAAGCAUCAUCAAUGAAGUCAGUGGUAUCAUCAAGCCUGGAAGAAUGACUUUACUGCUUGGCCCUCCAGGAUGUGGGAAGACUUCUUUCCGUAAAUCACUUUCUGGAAACCUAGAUAAAUCUUUAAAGGAUGUGAUUUUUGGCAAGAGUCUCCCUGGCUAUGAAUUCACAUUCGCAGCAGCCGAUGAUUAAUUGGUCAAGCUCAGGUUUUUAUAUAAGAGGCCUGAUCUUACAAUAGUAUUUCUUCGCAGCAGCUGAUGCUUCAUCUCUUCACUCUCUCUCUACAAAUCAGAUGGCAUCUAAGAAAGAAAAGGUAUCUUCCCUAUCUCUAAGCCUCUUCCAGCACUAGGUUAACAUUUCCGCCUCUGGGCAACUUGAUUCUCUGAAGCUUGCCUUUUAGUUAUGAGAAUAAAUGAUCACUUAGAAUGAUAAUCCAAUCAGGCUCACCAUGGCACUGUAUUGAUUCAGUAUCUUGGACUAUGGGUAUUGUGAACUCAAUCUUCAAAUCUUCAAAUCUUCGAACAUGAUAUUCGGUAAAACUGAACAGUUUUCGGUCGCACAAGGAACAAUCUCAGGUUACGUGAUGUUUAAUUCUUUGUAGGAGAAAAAGUGUUUAUGGAUAUGAGAAAAUUCUGGGGCAACAACUUAGGUAUUGAUUCUUAUCUGUGUAUUCAAAGUGUUUGUUUUGUAGGCAUACAUAUUUUGAUCACUAUUUGAUACUCACUAGAUGGUGAUUCUUCCCGGAGAAGCAAUACUGGAUAAUGAUCUCUUUGUUGUCAUUGGUUUGAUUUUGAACUAAUCCCAUAUUUUCAUUUAAACUCUAUUUUUCUUUACUAUCUCUUUAUCAGUCUAUAAUUAUAUACAUUUUUGUGUUUGUUUAUAUUAACAAUGUUUUGUAUGUUUUUGUUAUGAUAUAGGCUCUAUAAUGAUGAAAAGGUAUUGUUUGUGGUUUUCCCUUUCCCUGGUACAGGCCCUUGGACAGGAGCCAUAAUUGCUUCUGUUCUCAGACAUGCCAUUCUGGUCUGCUGUCUCAGCAAACUUUUUUGGCGUUGUCCUGACUGGCUUUUUGGUUUGCUGAUGAAUCUUGGCCUCAAGUAUGUUGUACUUAAUGAUGAGGGACUCUGGCAUCUGCUAUGUUUAUCGGAUGCCUGCCAUACCUAAUAACAGUGGUGAAAGGAUUAUCAUGUGCAGGCUUAUAGACACCUUGAGUACCAAAACACAAGGAGAAGUCAUCUGCUGGGGUUCAACACAACCGGCCUGCACACACACUUGGUGAAUCGAUGUGCGGAAACUCUUCCACAUGCCACGCCAUGGAUCUCUCGGAAACGUGUAUCUGAAUCAACAGACCUCGAUUUGCAAGGAGGUAAAUUUUUUGGUUACAACAGACCUCCUUGCAAAUCUAAUAUCUCAUGCAAUUUUAAAUUUUGGAUUGAAAAGCAGUGUUCAUUGGUAGUGAAGCAGUUACGCUAUAUUAACGGGAUCCUUUCUUUGGUGAGAAUUUCUUCAGUUUCUGAUUUAUGAUGCUAAGGAAUUAAGCGAUAUGCUGUUAUUGUGUGAUCGUGAUCGUUUUCUUGAUCGAUCGGCUUCAGCCUUCCUGCCUAUUCAAAUUUCAAACCCAAAAUUCUCACCAAUAUACACGCACAAUCAGUAUCUCUUAUUUCAACUACUUAAAAAUCGAGUCGCUGAUUUUUAUAGUACUCUCUGUAUUGCUUCUUUGCUACCUCCAUGUAAAGGUAUGUUUUGUGUAUUUAUUAAUUUUUUUGUGUUUUGUUGACGUUAUAUACGGUUGAUAUGUUAUUUGUUUGUUAUGCAUAUGUUUGUAGGAAACUGUUUACCUUAAUAUGACGGAAUACGGCUAGACAAAUCUAUUGAUAUAAGAUUUACGCAUUUUUGUGAUUCAUCCUGUUUGAUAUUGAUUUCAGAAAUAAAUUACUCGCAGACCAUUGUCUCCUUCAGUCAAGAGUUCCUCUUGGCCUGUUGUUUCCUUCAACAAAUAAUGGCCGGUAGAUUCUUUCACACCCAUGUUACCAAUCUUGCAGUUUUGUGCAGUUUGUGAUGUGUUAAAGAUGAUGAUAUGAUUCAAGACAAUUUCAUUAACUAUAGAGCGCUUUCUUGCAAAUAGUUUUGGGAUUCGCAUACAAGAAUGGACAGCGGGUUUACAAGAGGAAGAUAUGGCUGCUUGAGGAAGACAUGCCUGGCUUCAAGAGGGAGCUUAAUUUUAAUUAUUUGCCCAAUACUAGAGAUCUUACAGUAGGAUUCAUCCAGGGAAGUAUUUGCUCAAGUUUCAACCUUUAGAUGCCGGAAAAUGGAAACGAUAAGAGAUGGAGUGAGAAAUGGUAAGAGAUAGAGCUAAUCAGGAGAUUGCAAAGCAACACAAGUUGGGAAAACCAAAGCUUCCACCUCUGGAUCCCCCGGGAAGUCUUGAUGGUGUGGAAAUGUUUGGUUUGACUUUGCCAACUAUUGUGCAGUUUUACGUCUUGGAACUCCAACUCCCACCAAUAUUUCUUGCCAAAUGCCAUUACAUUCUACCCAAGCAACAGUUGAAAUACAUUUUUUUUUUUUUAUCUCAGGUUCCAAUAAUCCAAAUCGCUCUGAAGUCAAUCAUCCAGUCCAUGGGUUUCAGACAUCAACUCAAACCUCAUGUUCCAAUACUACACCUGGUACUUGGUCUCAAAUCACUAAUCGAAGUCAUGGAGUCAGGAAUUCAACUCAGACAGAAGGCGACUUUUAUCAGGCUGAAACUAUUGAGAAAAAUACUGUCUUAGAGAUUUAUUAUGUGAACUGGAAUCCAUAAACAUGGUUAUUACUACUUCUUCUGCUCAGGCCUACCGGUCUUGGUGGUAGUCAAGGAUAUCUGACACCAUCAUAGAGGCGGCUGUAUGGCAUUGAUCUUUCUGAGUGCAGUUUCAUCCCAUUGCGGAACCUAAUAAGCUGUAAAAUAUGGCUCAGUGAUAUGGUCAGUAGUUUAGCACAAGCUUAUUCUGCGGACACCUCUGACUCUUCAUAUGAUGCUCCAAACGUGUAUGCACUCAGGUUAGUUUAUGUUGCUAUUGGAGUUGGAGUAGCUGCUUCCAUUACAUGAUCAUCAGUUAUCUGCUUCAAGGGAGAACAAGGAUCCCACUACUGAAAAAUUCUCUAGCCGGCAGAUUCACGGGUUCCAUCUGGAGCAUAGUUUUCCAUAUGAUGAACACAGAGUUUUGAUUAUACAGUUUUCUAACUAAUAAUCAUUUAAAAUUAACUCCUGCCACGAAUGUUGGAGUAUUUCUUCAGAGUAAUUUGAUUGAUGAAAAAGGGAACAAGAACCUCCAAAAACUACCUUUGUAUCUCUUGCCGGACGAGGUUUUAAACGAGAGAGAGCUAAAAGAAGCCAAUUAUCCUGAUCAGAGUAAUUAAAUUUGCGUGGCAAAAGGGCACCAAGAUUACAUGCAUGUCUAGCACACAGGAGAGCGGAUUCUGUGCCGUCACGCAUUUAAUGAAUCAAAAAGGGCUUAUGUGGUGCCACAACGUGUUGAGGAGCUUCUCAAGUGCUUUUUGCCUGAAAGUCCUGAUAAAGCAAGAGAAGAAUUACUUCCUCUUAAGGAUAUCAUCUCGGAGUUGGUAUGUGAGCCUCCCGGCUACUUUGGAGACUUUUUUUAUGGUGUUCCGCCGCUGCCUGCAAACAUCAGGGUCUAAAGAUUUGCAGUUGGCUGUUUUGCUCAUGCGGAUUUAGAAUAUUUACUUGCUUCUGGGGUUUUUGCUUGAUAAUAAAAGCUGUCAUAUAUCUGCAAUAACCAAAUUUAAGUAUUAAAGAAAACUGAUUGCCUAUCGUAACAUAAUUAUGAAGGAUAUCUUGAACAAACAAACCUGUACAUUAUCAGUGCCGAUACAUUUGAAGUUAAGCAUUAGUCUUGAACGAACAAA